This is a messenger RNA of Pogona vitticeps (central bearded dragon), 8022 nucleotides long. Lineage: Eukaryota; Metazoa; Chordata; Lepidosauria; Squamata; Agamidae. The record is from RefSeq and is a predicted model, not a curated record.
UAACUGCAAGUUCUUACUGCUGCCUCACACACUUGUUGACAAAAGCAAGACCCAAAGCAGCCAACAGAGACAGUUGCACAAAAUAGCAGCUGCCUCUUCCUUAACUUUCUUGGCAGUAUGUGCAGCACUUCAGAGAGCAGAUGCCUGUUGUGCCUGUAUCCUGCUUGGGGGCAGGUGUUCUAAGGAGGCUGGCUGAAGCAGCAGCUGUUGGUAUCUCCACUGCUUCUAUCAUAGCUAUGUGCUAAUUGAACAUCCAGGCAGAGCUGGGAGGUGGUAUUCUUACUACUGACAUGACACACACAAAGAAAUUAUUUAUAAAGCAGUGGUUCUCUUGACUUUCACCUUACAAGCUGCUUUGAAUGUUAGCUCCCAGAAGUCCCAGCCACUACAACCAAUAUUUAGAGAUUCUGAAAGUUCUAGUCUAAAACAUGGUUGGCUGGCCUAAGCUUAAAUGAAUGUUUGUACCACUGGAAUCAAGAUCAACAGUGAAUGUUAAGGUUACCAUCCAAGUUGAAUUUUUGUUAAGAAUCCUUACGGUUUCAUGAAGAGAAGUGAGAAGCCAGAAGGAUAUAGACAAAUGAGGCCUAAAACAUUUCCUGCCAGUAAUUACACUGGCAGCAGUCGGCAGAUGUUGCAAGAAAUACGAGAGAGUCUUAGAAAUUUGCCGAAGCCCUCUGAUGCUGCUAAACUUGAGCAAAAUAUGGGGAAAAUAUCUGCUGAAGAUCUCAGACAGGGUCGAAACCCUCCUAAAUUUGGAACCUACCAUAAAGCUUUGCAAGAAAUUCGAAAUUCUUUGCUUCCUUUUGCAAAUGAAACAAAUUCUUCAGCAAGAGGAACAUCAGAAGUGAAUCGACAAAUGCUGCAAGAUCUACAAGCUGCUGGAUUUGAUGAGGAUAUGGUUGUCCAGGCUUUAAGACAAACCAACAGCCGUAGCAUAGAAGCAGCAAUUGAAUUCAUAAGUAAAAUGAGCUACCAGGAUCCUCGGCGAGAACAAAUGGCAGCAGCAGCAGCUAGACCAGUUAAUUCUGGUACAAAACCACCAGCAGGUGGAGGACAGCAAUCUAUUAACCGCAGGCAAAGUUGGAAAGGUUCCAAAGAAUCUUUGGUAUCCCAGAGAUUUGGAGACUUGACUUUUCAUUCUGAAAGCCCUGUAUCGCAGGCUGAUGUAGGAAGACCUUUAUCUGGGUCUGGAAUAGCAGCAUUUGCUCAGGCUCAUUCUGGCAAUGGACAAAGAGUGAAUCCACCACCUCCACCUCAAGUAAGAAGUGUUACUCCUCCACCUCCACCUCCCCGAGGGACAACUCCACCUCCCCGAGGAACAACACCCCCUCCUUCUUCCUGGGAAACAAAUUCUCAGACAAAACGGUAUUCUGGCAACAUGGAAUACAUGAUCUCUCGCAUUUCUCCAGUACCACCAGGAGCAUGGGCAGAUGGCUAUCCUGCACAGUCUAUGAAUCCUUCUACCCAGGGACAAAGAGGAAUAAGUUCUGUUCCUAUUGGCAGGCAACCAAUAAUUAUGCAGAGUUCAGUUAACAGCAAAUUUAGUUUUUCAUCAGGAAGGGCUGGAAUACAGAAUGGCAAUUGUCAGACUGAUUAUAUUCAUCAGAAUAUUGUGCCUGGUAACUCAGCAAAUCGUCAGCCUCCACCUCCUUACCCAAUGUCACAUACAAACCAGCAAAGUCCUACACCUUUGCAGAUGCAAGCAGGAGGACCUACAGCCCCUUCUGCAUAUGUCAAUGGAAACAUUCCUCAAUCUAUGAUGGUGUCAAACAGAAACAGCCACAAUAUGGAACUAUACAAUAUAAAUAUCCCUGGAAUUCCAACAUCCUGGCCUCAGUCAUCAUCUGGCAAUGGACAUGAAAUUCCAGCAUGGCAGUCCAACAUUCCUGUAAGGUCAAAUUCCUUCAAUAAUCCUCUUGGAAACAGACAAAGUCAUGCUGCUAAUUCACAGCCUUCUGCCACUACAGUAACUGCAGUUACUCCUGCUCCUAUACAGCAGCCAGUAAAAAGCAUGCGUGUAUUAAAACCAGAACUACAAACUGCCUUAGCUCCGACUCACCCUUCUUGGAUUUCACAGCCUAUGCAAGGUAUGCAGCCAAUCUCCUUUUCCGAGGGACCAUGUACAAAUAUGACAAUCAUAUCACCUGGAGCAGAGGCUCCAAAUUAUCAAGGUCCACCACCUCCUUAUCCAAAGCAUUUAUUGCACCCAACUACAUCUGUUACACCGUAUGAAUCUGUGGCAAAGUCUGGGAAGGAGGAUCAGCCCAGUUUCCCUAAAGAGGAGGAGAGUGAAAAGAAUGAUACCAGUGAGGCAGCAGAUAAAGAAAAUAAACAAAUAACAACCUCACCUGUCCCUGUUAGAAAAAACAAGAGAGAUGAAGAAAGAAGGGAAUCCCGCAUUCAAAGUUAUUCUCCUCAAGCUUUUAAAUUCUUUAUGGAGCAGCAUGUGGAAAACAUACUUAAAUCUCAUCAACAGCGGCUGCAUCGUAAGAAACAGCUAGAAAAUGAAAUGAUGCGGGUGGGAUUGUCCCCAGAGGCCCAGGAUCAGAUGAGGAAAAUGCUAUGCCAGAAGGAGUCCAACUAUAUCCGUCUCAAAAGGGCUAAAAUGGAUAAAUCAAUGUUUGUGAAGAUUAAAACCCUUGGAAUUGGGGCAUUUGGAGAGGUGUGCUUAGCAAGAAAAGUAGAUACAAAUGCUCUUUAUGCAACAAAAACUCUACGGAAAAAAGAUGUGCUGCUUCGGAACCAGGUUGCUCAUGUUAAAGCUGAACGUGAUAUCCUUGCAGAGGCUGAUAAUGAGUGGGUAGUUCGUUUGUACUAUUCAUUCCAAGAUAAAGACAAUUUGUACUUCGUUAUGGACUAUAUUCCAGGAGGAGAUAUGAUGAGCCUGUUAAUUCGCAUGGGGGUCUUUCCAGAAAAUAUGGCUCGGUUCUAUAUAGCUGAACUGACUUGUGCAGUUGAAAGCGUUCAUAAGAUGGGCUUCAUUCACAGAGAUAUAAAACCUGACAACAUUCUGAUUGAUCGUGAUGGCCACAUCAAAUUGACUGACUUUGGGCUUUGUACUGGUUUUCGCUGGACACAUGAUUCAAAAUACUACCAGAGUGGUGACCACCCACGUCAGGACAGCAUGGAUUUCAGCAAUGAAUGGGGAGAUCCAGCAAGCUGUAGAUGUGGAGACAGGCUAAAGCCACUUGAACGGAGAGCAGCCCGUCAGCAUCAGCGAUGUCUAGCACACUCACUUGUCGGGACGCCAAAUUACAUUGCACCAGAAGUAUUGUUACGAACAGGUUAUACACAGCUAUGUGACUGGUGGAGUGUUGGUGUGAUUCUUUUUGAAAUGUUAGUAGGACAGCCUCCCUUCUUGGCGCAAACACCAUUGGAAACGCAAAUGAAGGUUAUCAAUUGGAAAACAUCUCUGCACAUCCCAAUACAAGCAAAACUAACUCCAGAAGCAUCUGACCUUAUAAUUAAGCUCUGUCGGGGGCCAGAAGACCGCUUAGGCAAGAAUGGUGCAGAUGAAAUAAAAGCACAUCCAUUUUUUAAAUCAAUUGAUUUUUCAAGUGAUCUACGACAGCAGCCUGCUUCCUACAUCCCUAAGAUUACCCAUCCCACAGACACAUCUAAUUUUGAUCCAAUUGACCCAGAUAAAUUGUGGAGUGAGGAUAAGGAAGGGAAUGUCAAUGACACACUUAAUGGCUGGUAUAAAAAUGGUAAACAUCCAGAACAUGCUUUUUACGAAUUCACAUUCCGAAGGUUUUUUGAUGACAAUGGGUAUCCGUACAGCUAUCCAAAGCCUAUUGAAUAUGAAUUCAGUAAUCCUCGUAGAUUGGAAUUGAAGUCAGAUGAAGAUGAUGAGAGGACCAAUAGAGAGGACCAAAAUCGUGAUUUGGUUUAUAUUUAGUAGAAAACAUGAAACUGAACCACCCUUUGGAAUUUCUCUGAUAUAUUCUCAAGAAAAUCUGAGAUACCAUUGGAAAUCUGAUUUUGUGCACACCUAGCAUAAAGAAAAAAGUUUGAUUAUUGUUAGCCCAGUAUCUUUUUCAUGGAACUUUUCUUCUCAUCUCAAAUAAUCCCCUUUUCAAAUUUAAUUUAUUCCAGCAUGUUAGUAAUUAAUAUAGUAAUAUUAGGGAAAAUAAAUUAUAAAAUAAAAUUAAGCUUUUUGUAAAGAAUUAGGUAGGAAAUAGUAAUUUCAUUAGGAAAUGAGAUGAUUGUCUAUUUGUAUAUAGACUGUAUACAUUAAUUUUCCUCCGACAGUUUUGCAGUGGUAUCUUUACCUUACACAAACCAAAUAUUAUAUACUAAACUGCCAGACAUUUUCUUUGGCUUCUCACAUUACUGAGCCCUUCUGUAGAUGAGACUGGAGAGAGUAAGCUGGGGGCUAGAGACUCUAGGUAUGCAACAAGGAAGCCUAUGGCAGCAAUCUUGAACUUAAUCAUAGGUAAGUCCUCUCAAACCUAGUGGGACUUCAGAGGAAACAUGUAUAUGAUUGCACUGUUCAUCUGUGAUCCUUCUUGCAAUAGAUGAUCACCUAUUAGCUCAUCGUUUUUCAGUUUCUUGAACAUUUUGGUGAAGCAUAAUGAUUGUGCUGUUGGGAAGUAACAUUGAGUCUGUGUGUGGGAAAUGAAUUAUAGCUGCCUUUUCACAAAAUAAACUUCAGUUUUAGUUCCUUCUGGUUCUUCUCAUCGUUAUCUCUUAUUAAGAAAAAACUAAAUGUGUUUGGGUUCUGUGAAACUUCAUUGCUCUCAUAUUAUCUGAGUAGCCAUUUAAAAAUACCUUAGUUAAGCUAUCUGGUUCCAUUGUUAGUCUCCUGGAGCUGUAUUAUCAAAGGACGUGUUUUUUAAAAAGGUGGUUCUUAUUUCCCAAGUAGACUGUUUUAAGAUAAAAAUACAGCCCGGCUUGGUUGCCCCUUGGUUGGAGGGUGCAUGUUCCUCUUGUAGGAAACUGUUCUGCCUUUAAAAAGUACAAUCAGUGCAAGUGACUAUGUAAAAUAAAUAAUUCUUCAUCCCAUAAUCAGUGUCUUUGAAAUAAAGAGAAAGCUACAGUUCAUACAACCCUUGCUUGUUUUUUAAAUGCAUUUUCCCUAGGUGAAAAUAUUGAACUUCUAAUUUUCUAACAUAGAAAUGUCCUUUGAAGCCCACAUGUAUCCUUCCUGCUCCUGAAAUAUAAGCAAAUUCCAUAUGCUAAGCCUCCUAUCAAAACAGUUAUUGAAAAGUGUACUGCUGGCCUGUUGUCUGAACAGGAAAACCAUUAUGGUAUGAGCACCCCGUUGGUUUCAGAAGACAGACUAAUGGUGAAAAUAAGUAUACACUAUUGCUUUUUGGUUCUGAACAGCGUCUUGAAAAAUGCCACUUCCUUCCUUUUUUUAAUUUAUUUUUUUCCAAUUUUUGGCAACACGUUAUCUUACAUUCUUAUCCUCUGAAAAGGACAGAACAGCUCAUGUUAACACCUUGGUAAUUUUCCAUUCAGAUAGUUUUUUCAGGGCCAGAUCUCUGUGGCUUCAUUAACAGAACAAUGUUAAGUGCCUUCAGACUAUUAUUUACUUUUCUCUUCUUUUGAAUUGAUAUUUAUGUUAAAAUAUACGUUAAUCUAUUAAAAAAACUAGUGGAAUAUAAUGCAGGUACUUGUAUUAAAGAAAUUUAUAGUGCAAUCAUAUGCAUGUGUACUCAAAAACACCUCACUGUUUUUAAAAGAGUUUACUUCCAAGUUACUUUUAAGUUGUGUUUCAACCUUUGAAUCCAUGUGCUUGUUCUACAUACAGUUGGUAUAGCAGACAGCUAAAUUGAACUCCAGACUGAGUAGAGCUUUUAUAGUGAACCAAGACAUCUUGUUUAUGCACUGUUCUACACAUAUUGAGGUAGUCUUGCUCUAACGUACGCCAAAAUAUAGAUUCUGUGUUUGGCGCCAAACAGCGAACAAGACCUUAGAAUUUUAUCAUUAUAAAAGGAGGAUGCAAUGUACAGUUAUUCUGCUUUUGAGAAUUGUUUUUGUAAAGUUCUGUUUUAAAGAAGGCUUUGAGAGCUGUCCUUUGUUUAAUAUUUAGAACUUCCAGUUAAACUGGCAAGUUUUUAUUAUAUUUGUCUUGCAAUAAAAUAUAAUAUAUAUUCCUUUUAAAGCCAGAAAUUUAAUCUGCCUGCUGCAGGUGCAUGCAUAUAUGUUCUGUACAUUUCAAAACAAAGUUUUCAUUGUCUAAACUUGUUGCUUUCAGUCCAGAGUAAGCUAAUCACAUUGAAAUCAACAGGUUUAAGCAAGUAUUUGAAAUCCUUUAAUUUUAAUUGGAAUUUCAGCAAAUUUAACUUUUCUGGAUUCUGGCAAUUAGUGUUUUCAAUUGAGAAGUGAUAAUUUUAUGUUCACCAACAUGCAUCUCAGAUAACUUUUUACUCAAGCUUCAUAAUAUUUAUAUGAGCAGAGAAAUUAUGUUGUGUAACUCUGCCAUUUUGAAACAUUUUCAAAAUAAAAUCCUGCCUCAUUUGUUCCUUAUAAGGCCAUCCAGAUGGAUGUUGUUGUUUUUCUGUUACAGUGGAGGAUGCUAAAUGAGGAUAGCUUUUACAUAUCAGAACUUAACAACCCUCACAAAUGUAGAAUGUCAUGUUUAAAUAAUAAGGUGGUGCUCCUGCUUUUAAUUAACUUUCAGCUUCCGUGAACCUAUCCUUUUUCAACUGCCUGUAUUUACUGUAGAAUAUUUUUGUGCUGGAAAAAUUUACUUCAUUAGAUGCAUACAGUUUUCUCCUGACAACCUAUUCUCAGUUUGUGUCCUUGAGAACUGAAGAAAUGUUCUGUAAGUAAUUGUGAUGUCACAGUUACCUGAACCUAGGGCAGUAUGCUUCCCUUCUGUUCAUGCGCAGAACUUUUCAUACUCCAUUCAGAGUAAUUUCUAGUGCAGAUCCCGGGUAUGCUGUAGUCUGCACACUCCAUUUUUAUCUGUUUAUAUUUCAGUUCCUUUGUUGUUGGCUUAAGUCUGACAGUAUGUUCAUGCUGGUUCAGCUUUUGCUUAACAAAAAUCAAAAUUUCUCUACAUCUGAUUUUUGAAUGAAUAAUUUUCAGUUAAACAUUUAAAAUAUUGCUUUGCUCUUCCACAUAUAUACAUAUGCACUGUAUUUAUAAAAUGUUCUAUAAUCAUGUAAUUGUAUUGUAAAUACUGUUGUACUAUUCACUUUUUAUCUUAGGGCAGGCCCUCUUGCUGGAUCUUUUCUACCAUAUUUGUAACAGACCCUAUAGAAUGUAUGACUAAAACAACUUUUUGUACUUAAAAUCUGCUGUUACAGUUUGCAGACCUGUAAUGGAGAAUGAAUUUAUUGGACUUUAAUACUGUACAUCUGCAGAAUGGCAGUCUGAAUGGAUUAAUAAAUGUUGCUGCUGUUACCCAAGGUACCAGUUAAAUUUGGUGACAAAUAUCUGAUAUUUGCAAUAAGACAUUAUUUGCUUUAAUGCAACCAGAGCAAAACAAUGGUAUAUUAGGGUCAGCAUCCAACAGUAAACCUUUGGAAUGCCUUAAGAUAUCCUCCUAUGAAAGGCACUACUCAAGUUUACUUCUGUAUUUCAUUUUGUAUAUAUACCUUUUAUACCGUAAACACUCUGCUGAUAAACAUACUUUUAGAAAAGUAGCUUGAGAAGUGCCUUGGCAGACAAUACAACAAGAAACAUCUUUGUCUAUUUUUGCAUGUAAUAAUUAUUUGGUAAUCUGUUAAAUUCUUGAGUGUCUUAUGGAUCUCUUUCCACUUUUAAAAUCAGUUUUUGCUAGUGUACUAUUUGCUGGAAUAAUAAAAGUCAAAUUCUGUGAAUAAGCUGUUAAUGAAAUAUAAUUUUUAUGUUGAUCAAAGGUGUGUUGUUAUGGUAUUCCCCUGCAGGGUUGACGGAAUAUAGAAUUCCUAUUCAGUGAAGGUGAUUCUGUUUUUGGUUCAUUAGCUAUGAUUCCCUGAUCUUGUCAUGAUUUGUAAAUAAGUAAAGAAAAAUCUCCCACAGCAAUAUAAUUGUUAUUAGAAAACUGUUUAACGUGUGUCUUCCAUAAAUACGUAUAUAAAAUAAAAU